Molecule: messenger RNA, 1996 nt
Organism: Propithecus coquereli (Coquerel's sifaka)
Lineage: Eukaryota; Metazoa; Chordata; Mammalia; Primates; Indriidae
Gene: HYAL2
Product: hyaluronoglucosaminidase 2
Exons: 4
Coding region: 249-1670 (473 amino acids)
Biological process (GO): carbohydrate metabolic process; hyaluronan catabolic process
Molecular function (GO): hyalurononglucosaminidase activity; hyaluronoglucuronidase activity
Source: RefSeq, a predicted model, not a curated record
UUUCCUCUCUGAGGGGCAGCAGGAAGUGAGGAGAAAGGGCUGGGAUGGGAGGCGGGAGCGGGUGGGAGGGAAUGGGGUUUAUCAAGUCCUCCGCGGGCUGCCCCACGGGCAGCAGCUGGCGCAAGUAGCCUGGCUGAAGAGGCUCACCCCAGGAAGGAGGGAGGCCGCCGACCUACAACUAGGCCGACGGACUCCCACACAGUUCCUGAGCUGGUGCCAGGCAGGUGACACUUCCUGCAACCCCCAGCAUGUGGGCAGGCCCAGGCCCCACUGCUGUACUGGCCCUGGUGCUGGCGGUGGCAUGGGCCAUGGAGCUCAAGCCCACAGCACCACCCAUCUUCACGGGCCGGCCCUUUGUGGUAGCAUGGGAUGUGCCCACACAGGACUGUGGCCCACGCCUCAAGGUGCCACUGGACCUGACUGCCUUUGAUGUGCAGGCCUCGCCUAAUGAGGGUUUUGUGAACCAGAAUAUCACCAUCUUCUACCGCGACCGUCUAGGCCUGUAUCCACGCUUUGAUUCAGCUGGGAGGUCUGUGCAUGGUGGUGUGCCACAGAAUGGCAGUCUCUGGGCGCACCUGAAGAUGCUGAAGAGACGUGUAGAGCACUACAUUCGGACACAGGAGCCUGCGGGACUGGCAGUCAUUGACUGGGAGGACUGGCGGCCUGUGUGGGUGCGUAACUGGCAAGACAAGGAUGUGUACCGCCGGUCAUCACGCCAGCUGGUAGCCAGUCGCCACCCUGACUGGCCAUCAGACCGAGUAGUCAAGCAGGCACAAUAUGAGUUUGAGUUCGCUGCACGGCAGUUCAUGCUGGAGACACUACGCUAUGUCAAAGCAGUUCGCCCCCAGCACCUCUGGGGCUUCUACCUCUUUCCCGACUGCUACAAUCAUGAUUAUGUGCAGAACUGGGAGAGCUAUACAGGCCGCUGCCCUGAUGUUGAGGUGGCCCGCAAUGACCAGCUGGCCUGGCUGUGGGCAGAGAGCACAGCCCUCUUCCCCUCUGUCUACCUGGACGAGACGCUCGCUUCCUCUGCCCAUGGCCGCAACUUUGUCAGCUUCCGUGUUCAAGAGGCCCUUCGCGUGGCUCACACCCACCAUGCCAAUCAUGCACUCCCAGUCUAUGUCUUCACCCGGCCCACCUACAGCCGCAGGCUCACUGGGCUUAGUGAGAUGGACCUCAUCUCUACCAUUGGUGAGAGCGCAGCCCUGGGUGCAGCUGGUGUCAUCCUCUGGGGCGACGCAGGGUAUACCACAAGCACGGAGACCUGCCAGUAUCUCAAGGAUUACCUGACACGACUGCUGGUCCCCUACAUGGUCAAUGUAUCCUGGGCCACCCAGUAUUGCAGCUGGGCCCAGUGCCAUGGCCAUGGGCGCUGCGUGCGCCGCAACCCCAACACCAAUACCUUCCUGCACCUCAGCGCCAACAGCUUCCGCCUAGUGCCUGGACACGCACCUGGUGAGCCCCAGCUGCGACCUGUCGGGGAGCUCAGCUGGGCUGACCUUGAUCACCUGCAGACACACUUUCGCUGCCAGUGCUACUUGGGCUGGGGUGGCGAGCAAUGCCAGUGGGACCGUAGGCGUGCAGCUGGAGGCGCCAGCGGGGCCUGGGCUGGAUCCCACCUCGCCAGCCUGCUGGCUUCAACAGCCCUGGCCUUCAUCUGUACCUUGUAGGGGUCUCUUGCCUGGCUGCCUAGCAAGCUGGCGUCUGUCACAAGGGCUCUCCUGGGCAUGUAAGAGCCCAUAAGGGGUGGACAAACUCAAGUCCACAAGGGGCAGAGCCCCUGGGUUGCCCAGCAGGACAUCUAUAUCAACUCUCACCCCCCUGUUCUAAGGGGGAGGGGAAGUCCCCUGGGAGGUCCCUUCUCUCCUUGCCAGAGGGGAAGGAAGAUACAGCUGGGCAGGGGAGGGCCUGACCCUACUCCCCUGCCCCUGGAUAGUUUAUUAUUAUUAUUUUGGGGUCUCUUUUGUAAAUUAAAUAUAAAACAACUGCUUCUGUG